Molecule: messenger RNA, 799 nt
Organism: Meloidogyne enterolobii
Lineage: Eukaryota; Metazoa; Nematoda; Chromadorea; Rhabditida; Meloidogynidae
Source: the annotation of a GenBank genome assembly
UUGGAUUUUUUCUCUCGGAUUUUUUCAAUGUUUUUUCUGGAUACACCAUUCCACCGCAGUCACGUUUACCACAGGGCUUAUAACUAGCUUUAGAAAAGUCGGCUCUAGACAUCAGAGGUCGAUCUGAAAUGACGAAGGUGCCGGAAAUCGAAACUGUCGAAAAUCGGAAAUGGCUCAAAAGUCGGAACUCGGAAAUCUUUACAAAAUUUCUGAAAUCGCAAAGAAAAAAACGUCGGAAAUCGGAAGUCGGAAAUCAGAAUUCCUAUCGACCUCUGCUAGACAUGUUUGGUAUCUUUCUACGCCUCUCCUCGAGCCUCGUCGGAAGGUACCCAAAUCGACUCUUUCUGGCAUUCCUACAAGUAGACCAACCUUAGACAUGUCUUGACGUCGAAUUGUGCUUGCGGUCAACUGACCCCCUGUUCUUUCCGUUACCGCAGGGCUUAUAACUAGCCUUAGAAAAGUCGGAUUGGACAUUUUUGGUAUCUUUCUACGCCUAACCUCGAGCCUCGUCGGAAGGUACCCAAAUCCACUUUUUCUGGCAUUCCUACAAGUAGACCGGUCCUAGACAGGUCUUCACGUCGAAUUGUGCUUGCGGUCAACUGACCCCCCUGUUCUUUCCGUUAUUUUUUCCCUUCUCUUGGCCAUGCUGUGCUUUUCACACUUUUCUAGUUUUACAUUAAAGCUUUUUUCCAGUAUUUCUCUUUUUUAUUGUUACUUUUCUUCCUUAUUUGUUAGCCUUUUAUUAACACAAAAUCGCUACUCUUUUUCCCUAUUUAUAUUUUUUCAAGCAUUUUAAACG